Molecule: messenger RNA, 7403 nt
Organism: Rattus norvegicus (Norway rat)
Lineage: Eukaryota; Metazoa; Chordata; Mammalia; Rodentia; Muridae
Source: RefSeq, a predicted model, not a curated record
GGGCGCACUUCCUGCCGGGAGGUGGGCGGGGCGGGCCACCUCCUCCCUUAAGCCCCGCCCCACCCUGCGUCCCGCCCUCCCUCCGGGCCCGCAGAGGCUCCGCGGGGGCGGGGCUGCGAGCCGUGGGCGGCGUGGCGCUGCUACCAGGGCGCAGGGCCGUAGGUGCUGGGGAUCGCGGCGACUUAGCCCACGGAUCUGCGGUGUGUUGCUCAGGAAAGCUCAUCCUCCCGGGCAGGAGAAGCAUCGGGCGAAGGCUGCCCCCACCGACUAGUGCAGGGCCUCAGGCCGAGUAGGGCCGAGAGCUACGGGAGUAAGCGGCGGCGGGUCCCGAGCGCAGCGCGCCAUGGCGGGCGGGCCCCCCAAGGCCCUGCCGUCCACGGGGCCCCAGUCCUUGCGCGACAUGCCCCACCCGCUAGCGGGCUCCAGCAGCGAGGAGGCCGUGGGAGGCGACAGCACGCCCAGCCCGGACCUACUGAUGGCCCGCAGCUUCGGUGACAAGGUGGGGCGCUCGGGGCUGGGGACUCCUGGGGCGGAGCGGGAGACGAGGAUGGAUCCAGGACCACCCCUGACACUGGGCCGCGCUCACCCUGGAACCCCUUUCCCGAAGGAUCUCAUCUUGCCCAAUGGUGGUACUCCAGCAGGCACUUCAAGCCCAGCUUCUUCAUCUUCGCUUUUGAACAGACUUCAGCUGGAUGAUGACAUUGAUGGUGAAACCAGAGAUCUCUUUGUCACAGUUGAUGAUCCCAAGAAGCAUGUCUGCACAAUGGAGACCUACAUCACGUACAGGAUCACCACCAAAAGCACACGGGUGGAGUUUGACUUGCCAGAGUAUUCCGUUCGUCGACGAUACCAGGAUUUCGACUGGUUGAGGAACAAACUGGAAGAGUCGCAGCCCACUCAUCUCAUUCCCCCACUUCCUGAGAAGUUUGUGGUGAAGGGUGUCGUGGAUCGUUUUUCAGAAGAGUUUGUGGAGACCAGAAGAAAAGCGUUGGACAAAUUCCUAAAAAGGAUUACAGAUCACCCAGUGCUCUCUUUCAAUGAACACUUCAAUGUGUUCCUCACUGCUAAGGACCUGAAUGCCUACAAGAAGCAGGGGAUAGCACUGCUGACCAGAGUGGGGGAGUCGGUCAAGCAUGUCACUGGAGGCUACAAGCUGCGGAGUCGGCCUCUGGAGUUUGCAGCCAUCGGUGACUACUUAGACACUUUUGCACUCAAACUGGGAACCAUUGAUCGGAUAGCCCAGCGGAUCAUCAAAGAAGAAAUAGAGUACCUCGUGGAGCUGAGGGAGUAUGGGCCUGUGUAUUCCACGUGGAGCGCCUUGGAAGGUGAGCUGGCGGAGCCCCUGGAGGGUGUGUCAGCCUGCAUUGGGAACUGCUCCACAGCCUUGGAAGAGCUGACGGAUGACAUAACAGAAGAGUUUCUGCCUGUGCUCAGGGAAUACAUUCUAUACUCUGACUCCAUGAAGGGUGUGUUGAAGAAGAGGGACCAAGUUCAUGCAGAGUAUGAAGCCAAACUGGAAGCUGUGGCUCUGAGGAAAGAAGAUCGCCCCAAGGUGCCAGCAGAUGUGGAGAAGUGCCAGGACAGGAUGGAGUGCUUCAACGCAGACCUGAAGGCUGAUAUGGAGAGGUGGCAGGGCAACAAGCGAAAUGACUUCCGGCAGCUGCUCGUGGGCUUGGCUGACAAGAAUAUCCAGUAUUAUGAGAAGUGCCUCAUGGCGUGGGAGUCGAUUAUUCCACUACUGCAAGAGAAACAAGAGGCCAAGUAGCUUUGGUUUUGGAGAAAAGACUCUUCUGCCUCCACAGGGCAUGGUACCCUGAACCUGAAUGUCCCUGCAGUGCCGGAGAGGUCGCCGUGGGAAAACAGCACAACACCACCUCUUGAGUGUGUACUUUCUCCCCACCCACCCCCAGUCGUUUUCAGUUAGUAUUUAUUCCUUGGAGUCUGUGAGGCUGUAAUCAUCUCUCAGCAGAAGCAUACCUCCAUAUUGUGAAGGAACCUCUUAAUGGAACACUAUGAAGACUUUUGAAACUGAGGGGCAGGAUAACCCCCACUUGACCUGUGACAUCACUUUGGGAGCAUCCCAGUUGCCAUUGUGGGACAGAACCCCAGUCCUGCAUUUCGGGGACAUGGGGAGGCAUGAAGAGGGCAGCUGCGGCUUGCUGUGGAGACAUCUUAGCUCUGCACUUUACCCGUGAGGGCAUUAAUGUGACCCAGCAUGGAAGGAGGUGUAGGUACCUUCUCUCUCGGAAAGUCCUUAAUUUACAGUGGCCUGUGGCUGUGGCUGCGGCUCUGGCUGUGGCUGUGGCUGUGGCAGGUCUACUGCCUGCUCGUGAUGAGUGGCAUCUAUGUACUUGUUUCUGGUUCACACGGGGCCACCUAAAUCUGUGUCUGGGAGCAUCGAUGCUUGAGUGAGCAAGCCAGCGUCCUUGUCCUUAAUGGAUGCCUCAGGAUCUUGUUUCUGACCCCAGAAUGCAGCAGAGGAGAAGCUUUUUGGUGUGAACUGGAUAAAAAAAGGUGCAUUUUUCUCUGUGAAGGUCUUGGUGUGUGUGUUUUCCGUGUUAACUGUCAUCAUGGUUGGGAUUAGACCUGUUUGCAAACAGCUGCUGUCAAUGACACUCCUGUGUGCCAAGCCCCAGCUCUGAUGUCUGCUUUGUGCAAUUUGCCUUUACUUCACCAAAAAUGUCUCAUUUAAUCUGUCUGCCAUGCCCGCUGACUGUCUGGGCAGCCUUGCGGUGAGGGCUGUGUGCUGCAUUAUUGCUGUCACUAUGUGUAAACUCAGUGUGACUGCUCUACAUGAGUGUUUUAACCCUCACGAUUCUGUGGCCAGAAAGAAAACAGCAUCUGCAGGUCCCUCAGAGACGAGAAGAGUGAGCGACAUCGUGCUCUUUGCUUCUGGCUAUGUAGAAAUCCUCAUUUGUAGCUAAAAUCUGGGGGCUGCAGCUGUGCUUAAAGUCUUCAUUUGAAGCUUUCCAAAUUGCCAUAAGCCAACAAUCAGAAAGAAUCUCUCUCUUCCAUACCGUUGCUCUUGCUAAAAAGAAGCUGCAUUUUUGUGUUCUUUUAUCUCUGGCUCUUUGCUAAAAAUCCCUAGAUCUGGCUGCAGGUAUACGGAAGGGGCUUUGUUUUUAAGGCGAAGCAGUCAAGCACUGCCUCAUAUACAAGUUCAUUUGCAAAUCCAAUCAUCAUCCAGCAUGCUAAGUCCUGUAAUUCCCUCUAAUAUGGAGUCAGCUGCAUUGGGGACACCAUGGGACCGCAGGUAGACAGCAUGAAGCAAUUGUCCUCUCAGAUUUGACAGAUCCGUGAUAGAGAUAAUAAUCCCCACAUCUAUCGGUACUUGCCCAAACCUAUCUGUGCCACCCCAGAGCCCUUGCUGUGAAUUGUCUGUGGUACAAAUAGAAAAGGCCCACUGAAGCAGAAGAGUAAGAACAGUCUGUACACCCCACCUCCAGCGAGUCGGCGUCUCAUUCUACCUCCAAACCACCGGGCUGGUGUGGGUACGCUCAGAGUCAACCAGAACGUGGGAGAGUCAGGGCAUGCGUUUGGUUACCAACAGACCUCCAUCCAUGCGUAUCAGAGGACACCAGACUCGCCAGAGGUGAUGUCCAUCUUUGGGAAACAUGAGGCUUUGCCUUGUGGACUGUAUGCUUGAUACUUGCACAGUGAUGUAAUGAUGAACACAGUGAUGUAAUGAUGCAUACAGUGAUGUAAUGAUGCAUAUAGUGAUGUAAUGAUGCAUACAGUGAUAUAAUGUAGAAAGAACUAAAGAAAGAAUUAUGAUGAAGCUAAAAUCUGAUGACCAGCUAGUUGCCAAAACCCCACGUCAAUCCCGUGUGCUGGUUAGUUACACAAGAAGAAAGUCCCAUAGAAACAGCCUCCGGUUGCACUGGAAAAUGUAUGGAGGGAAGCGUGGUCCUCAGCCAUUCCCUCAUGAGAGAUGGUUCUCAUGGCAUCUUGAAGUGUUUGUCUUGUGCUGUUUAUUUGGUUGGUAGGCAAUGUCCCUGGGCUUUGAGUUUCCAGAAAGAGCUGGGAUAAUGGAGACUUUCCAGUUGGAACAAUGUCAGUGGUAGAGCCAGGGACACCCAUGCACAAGAAGCGCUCUUGUCUCUCUCUUCAGGAUGGCAGCUGGUAAACUGAGGAGGCUGGCCUGAAGAAAAGGGGCAGGAGACAGUGAAGGAGGCCUUCCACUUCCCUGCUCCUGAGGCUCUCUCAGUCCCUGGAAACUCACCAGUCAGAAGCAUCACAAAAAAGAUUCCCUACAUGAAGCAUAGCUCAGAUACUACAGUGCCAAAAUGCCCCCAGAGAGGCUCCGUUACUUCUGGAGCCUCAGAGCCUUUGCCCUGAAGUCACAGGUUCCUCUGACUUAUUUUCCAUGAGACUUUGCCUUGAGGGUAUCACGGGCAGAGGGAUAGCCAUAGCUGUUGAGGCUUGAACACAUGCUGGUGAGAUGAAAGUUGGCCAUAGCAACUGCCCAGGUCCUGAGAAACGGAGGGCUUCUUCACCGUGUUAGAAACCUGCAAAGGCAAAAGAGAAUUCUUAAAGCCAAGGAGAUUUGAGAGACUUGAUUGUUUAGGACACAGUUGUGGUUUGUAGCAAGAAAGGGUACUACUGAUGUUGGGAAUUUAAAAGAAGAAUCUAGGCUGUGCUGCUCAAAACAAGAAGGCUUUGCUCUGCAGUGAGAGGGGAAUGACCCCUCAGCCUGUGUGGGGCCAGGUUUCACCCACUCCUAAGCUCAGCAGUGAUUGAGCACGGUUCGGAUGGGCUGGCACUUCUCCAAGCUGCUGCUCACCUCACCAGAUAUUUCCCUUAGCUGAAUGAAGAAAACCUAGCCUGCCUGGGAUAGGAGCGGGAUGUAAGACACAUCUCUCUUUAUACCAAAUGGAGUGGGCCCUAGUUGUUGAGUAGAAUGUGCUCUUUUAGCCUGUAAACAGGAGGAAACCGUGUGUGAACACUACAGCCUCUGGGGAGGGCCCUGUGGACAUUUUAAUUUUAGAAGUGGGCAUGACGACAGUGUUUGUCUUUUGGGACAACACCCACAAAGCACUCAGAGGCCGCGUGACUUGUCCUGUCCUGUGGCACUGAAGCUGUAGGAAGCUGGCUGUUUCGAUGAGGUCAUUUGAGUCAAGGGAGCUCAUGAGCUCACUGGGGUGUGUAGAGGAAGGCAAGGACUGCCUGAGAGGCUGUGUUGGCCCUCCUGAUUUGGGUCUUGGGAUGGGUUGGAACAGGGUUCUUGUCAGAUCAGGGGAAACUGGCAAUCUUGAAGGGUGAUUUUCCCCCCGCCCCCAGGAUCUGCUGCCUGUGGCUGGAGCAGGGCACACCCUUCUGGGUCCCACCUUCCCUCAGAGGCUCUCGUUAAGUAUGUGACUUGGUCAUCUUCGUGUAUAAGACUAUGCUGGGGAUUUGGGGUGGCCUCCUGCCUUUCUACAGCCUUCAGGGUGGCCACAGAUGGAUAUGCCUUCUCAGUACCUGUGGUCUUCUCUGCUCAAGGCAGCAGUGGGCACUUGCAGUAUAGUUGAGGAAAAUGACCUCUCCUUGACCAAGCUGAGCUGCAGUCCGAAUGCCAGGGCUGCAUGCUUCUUUCCUGCUUACAGUUUAGUGAAUAAUCAGGGAUCCAGUAUUUCACUGACCCACUCCAGGUUGCCAGAGUUCCGUUUGAAGGUGUCUCCAUGGUUGCACACACCAGAGGACGGGGACUCUGUGUCUAGAAGGCUGAGGCGAGGGCUCCGUUGUGGGGCAGACUGUUCGCAGUCUUAUCUGUCUGAGUAUUCCUGGGUAUGACUGUGUGUGGCAAAAGCUCGUGUCACCCAAGUAGUCUUCAACUUCUGUAGUUUGUAAAUGAGUGUUGUGGAGGGAACCUUUAGAUGAUCAAUCAGAUGUGUCUUAUCUUUUUAGCACUUGAAAACCAACACACCCAGGAAAUGCCACACAUUGUUAGAAGCCUAAUUGCAGUCGCUAACCAUUUGUCAGUACCUCCUAACUGCCGCUCUGCCGCUAGUGUUUAAACGUCCACGUGGAAAGCGUUACAUUUGGAAGCAGCUGGUGUAAACACUUACUCUAGGCAGCUGCAGUCCUCUUAAGUCUCCAGCCAGAAGGUGGGGGCCUUUCAGGUGGCAAGAUUAAAUUGUGCUGUUGCCAAAUAGUAUUUGAAUUAAUACCAGGAAACAGGGACCAUGGUACUGCUGGAUGUUUUCGGGUGAGAAAGAUGAAUGUAGUGUGCUUUGGCAUGGUUUGGGAGACAGUGUCAGCAGUGACAAAUCACACAGCUUCAACAAGUCCUCUAGUUUGUGACAGCAUGACAGGUUUACUCUGUCUCUGCGAAUGGGUCCCAGAGCCCGUUUGGGAGAGAGACUCUCCAAAGGUUGAAAUGCCAAAUAGCAUAAAACCUGUUCCCUUGACUCAAUAGUAAAGCCAGGGUGAAGAGCUGCACACACCUUUCUCCCUGAAGAACCGCCCAGGUAUGUGGUGAUUCUGGGCUCCCACAGUCCAGCUCAGAGCAGCUAAGACCUGUGCACGCUGUUGCUGGGCAGACUGGUCCCCAGCCUCAGACCCAACCUCUGCCAAGAUGCUGAGGGGAGGAGGAGGGUGUUUUCCUAGACUGUGGGUUGGUGUAACAAAGCAACGACUGUGUCAGCUGGGCCUUCGUAGGGGAACAAACCAGUACAAACCAGCAUCUUCUAUCAGUUAGCACUGUCCUCCUGGACCAUGCUGAGGGCUGGGCCUUUCCCUCAGAGUCCCUUCUCACUGUAUUUCUGUGUGCCUGUUCCCUUCAUGCGUGAGUCAGGAAUACAUGGAGAGACAGCCUACAUCUGACAGACUCCCACAAAACAAACUGCCAGCAAACUUUCUAACUCAUAUUUUAACUGUUAAGGGGGGAUUAAAACAAAAUUUUGGACUGUGGUGUUUUUUUUUUUAAAUUUUUAAAAAUUGUUCUUUAGUUUUAAAACUUCCAGAGAUAGAAGCAGGCUUCUGAGGUAUGGUCUCGCUGUGUGCUUUCUCUCCAUGCUGCCAUUAAGCCAAAACAAAAGCUGUGAACAUAAGUGCUUGAGAGAAUGCGUGUUGAUAAGAAAGUGAUUUAUUUACAGAUCCAAGUCUUUGUCUCACGAAACUACCAAAAAGAAUGUCACCAUUUUUCUUCGUUGUGGAACCAGAGAUUAUAAAAAGAAAAAAAAAAGUUGUUUUGUUGUAUUUUUGAUGCUGGCACAAGGUUCUUGUCCACUUUGGUUUUUCGUAUAUCUGUAUGUAAGAAAUUCUGUUUCUUGUUUACUAUGGAAUUAGUAUUACAUUUUGAGGUAAACAAAGAAUUUGUAUUGCUUGGUAAACUAUUAACUAUUAGCUUGCAAAUUUAAGAAUUUUUUCUUUACCUCAGUUAACUUAAGUAAUGGACCAAUAAACCUAUGACAGAUGCUUUA